GUUUGUUACAAAAAAAAAAAGAAGAAAAAAAUAAGACAGUUCUAUGGAGGAAAGAGACUUGGGAAAACGAGUAUAGUCCAGUGAGAGAACAACACUAGGGACAAAGAGAGAGGAAGAAGAUGUUGUCAGAAGCUCAUAUGGUCUGAAUAAUACAGUCUCUUGGAAGUUGGUUUCUGCAAAUCUUUCCAUUUCUUGGCAUCUCCAAUUCUCUGUGUUCUUCAAGCAGUUCAGAUCAAAAGAGGAAGCAGCUAAAGCCACAGUUUUGCUUGCAGGAGGUAUUGACUAUAUCCAAAAUAGAGUGCCUGUAAGACUCUAAUACGAAGCAAUGCAGUCUCCAAAACCAAGGCCCGGAUCUUUGGAGAAGAAGUCUCCUACAGCAACUCCUAGAACUGCUCGUAAGCUCAAAACUGCAGAAACGGACCCUGUUUCAUCUCCCAACCCGAAAAUCAGAACACCAAAAGCUCAGAGCCCAAAAGUAGUUGCUGAUCGCCGUUCUCCAAAAACCCCUAUUAAUGAGAUUCAGAAGAAACGGACAGGGACAACACCUGAAGUAGCAUCUCAGAUAUCUCAGCUGCAAGAGGAGCUAAAGAAGGCAAAGGAACAGCUAAGCGCUUCAGAAGCUUCAAAGAAAGAAGCUCAAGAUGAAGCAGACGAGACAAAGCAGCAGUUGAUUGAGAUCAAUGCCUCUGAGGACUCAAGAAUCGACGAGCUUCGCAAACUCUCUCAAGAACGAGACAGAACAUGGCAGUCUGAACUCGAAGCAAUGCAGAGACAGCACGCCAUGGAUUCAACUGCUCUAGCUUCAGCAAUGAGCGAAGUCCAGAAACUGAAAGCACAGCUGUCUGAAUCUGAAUCCCUUGAGAACUUACGGAUGGAACUAGACAAGACGCUGUCUCUUGUCGAGGAGCUCAGAGAGGAAGUGUAUGACGCAAAGGAAGGAGAAGCUAGAGCCCAUGAGAUUGUUUCAGCGACUGAAAAGCAGUUAGAGAUAGCCAAUUUGACGCUUGAGAUGUUGCGUUCUGAUGGUAUGACGAUGUCUGAAGCUUGUAACGCCCUUACAACCGAGCUAGAACAGUCCAAAUCCGAGGUAAAGUCACUAGAGCAACUUGUGAGACAGCUCGAGGAAGAAGAUGAAGACUCAUCAUCGGUGGAAGAGCUCAAAGAAGAGAUAAACGUUGCAAGACAUGAGAUUAGCCAGUUGAAAUCUGCAGUGGAAGUAACUGAGAGAAGGUACCAAGAAGAGUAUGUCCAGAGCACGUUGCAGAUAAGAAGUGCUUAUGAACAGGUGGAGGCUGUAAAAUCUGAGUUAGGGGAAGAACUGAAGAGAACCAAAGUCGAAAGAGAGGCUUUGCAUGAACGUUUGAUGGAUAAGGAAGCUAAGGUGAGGAUACUGGCUGAUGAAAACGAGUUACUCAACUUAAAAAUCAAAGAAACAGAAGAAGUUACAGGUGAACUCAAGAAGCUAGAAUCUGAUCUGAUGGAGCUGAGAGGGAAUCUGAUGGACAAGGAGAUGGAGCUGCAGAGUGUAAUGUCACAGAACGAGAGUGUCAGGAGCGAAAUGGAGAAGGUACAGAGCGAGAAGAACAAGGCUAUGGACGAGGCCUUAGAGAGGCUUGAGAGUCUGAAGGAGGAAGCUGAUAAGAAUGGGAAUAGAGCAGAAAAUGCAACGGAACAGCUAGAGGCAGCACAAGUAACUAACACAGAACUAGAAGGUGAGCUAAGGAGACUCAAGGUUCAGUGUGAUCAAUGGAGGAAAGCUGCAGAAGCAGCAGCUACUAUGCUCUCUGGUGGUAACAACAAUAACAGAGAUGGGAAGUACGUGGAGAGAACGGGGUCGCUGGAGAGUCCGUUGAGGAGGAACGUGAACAUGUCGCCUUAUAUGGAUGAAAAUGAUGAUGAUUUGUCUUCGCCGAAGAAGAAGAAUGGGAGUAUGCUUAAGAAGUUUGGUGUGUUACUGAAGAAAAGUCAGAAGUGA
Messenger RNA from Eruca vesicaria subsp. sativa (arugula), 1975 nucleotides. NCBI's taxonomy places the organism in Eukaryota, Viridiplantae, Streptophyta, Magnoliopsida, Brassicales, Brassicaceae. The record is from the annotation of a GenBank genome assembly.